This is a messenger RNA of Rhinocladiella mackenziei CBS 650.93, 3189 nucleotides long. RefSeq lists its product as uncharacterized. Lineage: Eukaryota; Fungi; Ascomycota; Eurotiomycetes; Chaetothyriales; Herpotrichiellaceae. The record is from RefSeq and is a predicted model, not a curated record. The transcript has a single exon. The coding region runs from base 1 to 3189 and encodes 1062 amino acids. Gene Ontology annotation, molecular function: ATP binding; protein kinase activity; protein binding. Gene Ontology annotation, biological process: mitotic cell cycle; protein phosphorylation; regulation of cytokinesis. Gene Ontology annotation, cellular component: spindle pole; spindle pole body; centrosome.
AUGGAGGUUCUCUCUCCUCGAUCUGCGAAUCUUCCCAUGCAGCCGCCCAAAGCUACCAAAAAGUCCAAAUCUGGCUCAAAGCCCAGCUCGGAAGGAAAACCCACCAAUCCAGAUCGCAUCGAUGACAAAUGGCGACCUCCCUCUACGAUCACCGAGCCCGGUCCGUCGCCGGAGACGUAUGUCAUGGGCAAGAAGUUAGGUAAAGGAGGAUUUGCCGUUUGCUUUGAGGGAAAGAUAAAGAGGACUUCGGAAGUAUUUGCACUAAAAGUGGUCAAGGCCAAGGUAGAGCAGAAGAAGAUGAUGGAGAAAUUUCGAACGGAACUUCAAAUACACGCGAAAAUGCAUCAUCCCCACAUUGUCGAAUUUUUACGGGCGUUCACCAUCGAUGAACAUACUUAUGUCGUUCUCCAGAUGUGUCCCAAUGGAAGUUUAACAGAAAUGGUCAAGGCUCGCUCCUGUCUCAGUCUGCCGGAGGUUCGACGCUUUAUGAUUCAAAUCUGUGGAGGGGUCAAAUAUAUGCAUCGACGGUCGGUGAUUCAUCGGGACCUGAAGAUGGGAAACAUCUUUCUGGAUGCCAAACUGAACGUCAAAAUUGGAGAUUUCGGGUUGGCGGCAGUCAUGGCCGAUGAACAAGAUCGAAGAACCACCUUGUGUGGCACUCCGAAUUACAUUGCGCCGGAAAUCCUGAGCAAAUCUGGCAACCGUGGUCAUGACAAUAAAGUCGACACGUGGGCGAUUGGAGUGAUAUGCUACGCCAUGCUCAUGGGAACCCCUCCAUUCCAAUCGAAAACCCAACAAGAAAUUUAUACCAAACUGAGGACGCUCGAAUACGAAUGGAAGAUGGACAGCAAAAAUUAUAUUCCUCAGCAGGCCAAGGACUUGGUGGCGUCAUGUCUCAAUCUGAACUCCGCCGAAAGACCGGAGAUGGACGAGCUGGUGGAACAUGGAUUCUUCACCAUGGGUGUGGUUGCGGAUGAGCUAGAUGCGUCAUGUCUAAGAGGAAGUCCAACCUGGCUUGAGCAGGCGGAUCCCCGUGGAGACAAGGUGAGAUCCGGCUACGGCGUCACCCAUGGCCGAAUCUGUCGAGAAUGUGGUGUUGGCACCGGUUCUGACGGGCGCCCUCGUCCUGGAGUGGGUGUGGGAGCGAAUAUUUCGGCGUUGGUGGAAAUUGAAGCCGAGAAUAGAGAAGGGUGUGCUCCAGCCAUUCCCCUGCCAGCCGGAAUAGUGUAUAAACAAUUCUCGGAUGCUCAUCUGGAAUGGGCGGCACGUCAGAAACAUCCUCUCUUGCCAUCACGAGUCCGGCAUCGCAAGCCAACUACAGAGAUGGCGGAGGGACCGGCGACAUCGAAUAAUCCCACAAAGGCAGAGCUCGAAUUAUUACCUGUCGGAGCUCCAAAGGCACCUUCAGUACCAUCCAUAUCCAUGUCCCGGCCGUUUCAAAGCUUUGCUGCCCAACAACGACAACAAGCACUCCCGGCCGGCGUGAUGCGACGAGCAGAAAAGGUCCACGACGAGAUCCCCCAGCCGAAAGAACCGGACGCCACGGAACCUCCGUGUCAAGCACUUUUGAGGGAGCGACCGGUCAGAGCAGCCACCAUUCGCGCCACGAGAAGCACUACUUUGCGGGGAUCGGUCGCUCCAAUAUCAAAGACUCUCCCGAGGUCCACCACGGCACCAGAGGAAAUGGAUGGGCGUGCGAAACUAGGCGAAGCAAAUGGGGAACAGACACAGGCCCGCCGAGUUCCAAGCAGGACCAUCAAAGCCAGUGAUGGUGAGAAAUCGGUCAGAAAGAAUACCCGAUCAGUGAUGGUGGCGGAAAACGCCACCAUUCGACCAACUUCAUCGUGUUCCGUCUCUUCAGGGCCUUCCGGAGAGUUGCCCUCUCGAGUAUUACAGCCAACCACUGGCAAUGACAGACGAACAGCAGUGGACGCCGCGGAAAAGCACCAGGAACCGGUCAACCCGGUCCAACCGACACAGAGGCGACGAGGAGCAUCAAAGGCUAACCCCAAUCCACAGACUUCGUUGCCAAAACAUCAAUCAAGGAUUAUUGGGCCGACAGAUCGUUUCAUGACAGUCCCCCACUCAUCGAGCGCAGAUGUCCUCCAGUCGCUGCACGCAAUGCACCAAGCUUUGGAUGCUCGAGCAUUUGACGAGCGAGCCAAACGCCCGAGAUCAGCUUCCGGUACGCGUGACGCGCGCUCCAGAUCGAUUUAUCCCAGAGUGGAUAAAUGGGUGGACUAUUCGACUCGUCACGGGAUAGCAUAUAUUCUCACGGAUUCCACGGUCGGUAUGAUUCUCAAAUCUUCAGAAGACAAUUCAAUGCCCAGCAGCUGUGUUGUGGUUCGAAAUGGCAGCACCCAUACCAUAAGGCGGGCCAAAGGACUGGAAUAUCAAUUCGUCCCCCAAGGUCCAGAGGCUCCGGCGGUGGAAUUCUAUGAGCAAAAUGAUUAUGAGACGGACAUGAAGCGUCUGGACAUUCCCGCCCAGAAAUUUUGGCUCGACCUGGACAACUAUCCCAGUCAAGUCGCAGCGGCCCAUGCCAUCCAGGCGGGUUUGGAGGGCAGUGAAGCCGAACGAAUGAAAGAGGUUGCUCUCUUGGACAAAUUCGGCAAGUACAUGAACAAACAGACCAAUUCCGACUGGAUGGAUCGAAAAGACCGCGAGAAAAGCCGAUCUUUUGUCCAUUUCUAUCAACGAGUCGGAAAUGUGGGGGUCUGGAGAUUUGCGGAUGGGGGUCUGCAAUUCAAUUUUCCCGAUCAUACGAAGCUGGCGCUUCACCGGGAGGAAUCUGAAGACGGCGCUCGCCAUUACCAGGUCGAUUCGGUUUGUCUUAUGCCCACGGACGCUCUCAGUCUGGCACGGAAUGGAAUCGCGAGUGGGGAAGCCAUGGAACGAAGAAGCGUGCUCAGUGCUCCAUUGGAAGAUAUCAUGACCGAUAUGUUGCGACGCUCGGACAUGGAGAUUGUGCGCACGAAUGAAGUCAAGGAGAAGCUCUGCUGGAUUCGAGCCGUGAUCGGAUGUUGGAUCAAAGAAGGUGGAUUGGGGAAGAUGGGAGAGGACAAAUUGGGAUGGAGUGGAUUGCAAGAAAGAAGGGACGACAAAAGAAUCAAAUUGCAAUGGGUGACGGUUGGAAGAUUUGGUGGUGAUGGCGACGGAGCCAGUAAAGGAGAUAUGAAGCAUUCUUAA